Molecule: messenger RNA, 2391 nt
Organism: Bradysia coprophila
Lineage: Eukaryota; Metazoa; Arthropoda; Insecta; Diptera; Sciaridae
Gene: net
Product: atonal bHLH transcription factor 8-like protein net
Biological process (GO): anatomical structure morphogenesis; positive regulation of transcription by RNA polymerase II
Cellular component (GO): nucleus
Molecular function (GO): DNA-binding transcription factor activity; protein dimerization activity; E-box binding
Source: RefSeq, a predicted model, not a curated record
UUCUUUCGUUUUAUUUUUACGGAGUCGCGAGCAAGAAUGAGACGAGAACAACAAUCGCGAGAAAUGUGUUUUCGGUGAGCUAGAAGUCUCCCGAAUUGAGAAAAAUAUUUUGUUGUGAAUCAUUUUUGAGUUUUUGAAAAAUUUGUGCAAUUCAAAAGUUCAGUCACAACAAAACUGUGGAUAACGCAAGACGUGUGUGUGUACAAUAUAACGAUGUACAGUGUAGUGGAACUAUGAAAACUGAUUAAAUUGAUUGAAGAACGAUAUUUUUAUAUAUUAUAAUAUACCGACACGACAACCACGUCUGUUUUGAAUUUAUUUAAAUAGAUUUUUGAUGAUCUUAGAAGUCAAGUGUCUUCGGAGUUAAAGAAAAAAAAAUUGUUCAUAAGAAUUUUUAUUUUUGAAUUAUAAACUUUAAACCCAUACACCAUGUGUGAAUAAAUUGAUGCUUGGAAAAUUUCGAGUUAAAAAAAAAAGUUCAAUUUGUGGAUUCUGUUAGAUUAAAAUUUGCUUUUAUUGUUCUCAAAACAGAAGAUUGUUAAACGACUAAAAACAAAUUUUUGGAAAACUGUGCCAAAAAAAAACGCAUCUCACUGGAACAGGAACACAUUACCGGAAUAACAUUUUUUGUGCUUUAAUUUCAAUUGGAUUAAUCAUAAAAUUGAAAGACGAAAUUGACAAAUUAUACCAAACAAACAGGUGACACAAUUUCAAAAGUGUAAAAUAUUUAUACAUUUACUGGCAAAUAUGGCAACAUCGAGAAAUUAUCAGCACUUAAUGAGUGCAAGCGACCUCUCAUCAAUUAUUUUAAAAGGCUCGAAACUGAUGGCCAAUUUGGAUCGUCGCACUGGUUUCUGUUCGGACAGUUCUGAGAAUGGAGACGAAUUUCAACGAGACAGUUUACGAAGUCCGACAGACACAUCCGAAGAUUCGGUGGAAGUUAAACUAACGCCAAUUGUCAUACCAAAAAAUAAACGAAAAUGUUUAGAACCGUCCAAAAUUGUACCUGAAAGUGGAUUCCCUUUGAAAAAGCGAAUUAAAUUCGAAGAUACAAUGCGAAUGAUCAAAGCAGAAUGUACCGAUCCAUUGGACAAAAGUCAUUUUCGACCGUGGGACACCACUAUAUCCGAAGUGGAUCCAAGUCGAAUAAAUAUCAUCGAUCCGGCCAAAAUAUAUGCUCGCCAUCCGGGUGUGACAACACUUCAUCGUGUGCCAAAUACGUCUGUUAGCCAAAUUCAUGACGACCAAGAACAGCCAUUAGCCCUGCUAUCGAAACCCAAAAAGCCAAGUCUGGAAGAGAAACUCGAAGAAAAUUCUGCAGCAAAUCUAGUCUAUUCAACAUUUAACAUUAAGAACCUACAAACGCAUUCAGAGACCAGCCAAGAUGCGUCAACAUCAUCGCAAAGUAUGCGACCCUCUCAGCAGCGAAACUACAAAAAUAUGACUCGUGAACGACGCAUCGAAGCAAAUGCCCGCGAACGGACACGAGUUCACACCAUUUCAGCGGCAUUCGAUACUCUGCGAAAAUCGAUACCGUCGUAUUCAAACACCCAAAAGCUAUCCAAAUUGUCUGUCCUCAGAGUGGCCUGUUCGUACAUUUUGACAUUGAGCAGGAUAGUCGGUGAUGACUACAGUCCCGAUCAAAGUGAGCCAUCAAUUAAUGAGUGUGUGGAAGAGGUUACAAAAACGAUACAAACGGAAGGGAAAAUUCGAAAGAAAAAGGACGAGUAAAUGAACCACACCUUCGGGCCUCUGUGGCGUGUAUUGAUAGUCAAAAGACGGUGCUAAUAGACCAUUGAUAAUUAUGUUUUUAUCUCAAUAUAUUUGAUCCGGCCAUAAAAUUUAUUUAAGUUUGUUUUCUCGAUUCUAAUUUUUUUUUUUUUUUUCGUGAAUUGUGUUUGAGAUUUCAUCAUGAUUUCAAUGUACUGAGAACGUUUUGAAGGUGUCUUGUCGUAUAUAAAAAUAGUACAAAAAGCAAUGUUGUAAUUAUAUAAAAAUGAUUGCCUUACGCUUGCCACCCCUUUGUAAAGAUAUUGUGCUGUUGUUAUUCUUUCCUACGAUUGCUACUAUAAAAAUAGAUUUGAUCCUCAUAAUAACAUCAAGUAUAUAUCUACCAUAUAUACGCGCCAUAUUAAUUGUACAUAAAAAAAUAAAUUAUUAAAAGAUUCUGUUUCUGUUAUACGAAAAAAAUUUACAUUUUUAUUUCUACUUUUAAGAUUUUGUUUUAAUGGUUCGACUGUAAGAUCUAUAUAGUUGUGCGGUUAAGUAAUUGUUAAAAAUAAAGUUCCGAUUGGCUUGUGAUAAAGUCAAUUUGAAAGAAAAGAUUGAACCUAAUUUUCUUUGCAAAGACAAUAAAAUGAUCAAAAAUAAAGAAAAAUUAUGUUUUGAACA